AUGUCCUGCUCCAGCCUGUGCGUGCCCAGCUGCGGCGUGGCCACCCCGGCCCCUCUGGCUGACACCUGCAACGAGCCCUGCGUGCGGCAGUGCCCCGACUCCACGGUGGUCAUCCAGCCCCCGGCCUCGGUGGUCACCUUCCCCGGGCCCAUCCUUAGCUCCUUCCCGCAGCAGAGCGCCGUGGGCUCGGCCGGAGCUCCCUACGUGGGCGCCGGCUCCGGGGGCGCCUUCGGAAGCCGUGGGGGCUACGGGGGCUACGGGGCCCUUGGGGGCUAUGGGGGCUAUGGCAGCUAUGGGGGUUAUGGAGGUUUCGGGAGUUACGGAGGUUUUGGGGGUUACGGGAGCUGUGGCCGCGGUUCCCGCUCCUUCGGGGGCUCCUGCGGGCCCUGCUAA
This is a messenger RNA of Agelaius phoeniceus (red-winged blackbird), 393 nucleotides long. RefSeq names its product claw keratin-like. NCBI's taxonomy places the organism in Eukaryota, Metazoa, Chordata, Aves, Passeriformes, Icteridae. Gene Ontology annotation, cellular component: intermediate filament. The record is from RefSeq and is a predicted model, not a curated record. Gene Ontology annotation, molecular function: structural constituent of cytoskeleton.